Molecule: messenger RNA, 1674 nt
Organism: Polypterus senegalus (gray bichir)
Lineage: Eukaryota; Metazoa; Chordata; Cladistia; Polypteriformes; Polypteridae
Product: neuronal pentraxin-1
Exons: 5
Coding region: 1-1674 (557 amino acids)
Source: RefSeq, a predicted model, not a curated record
AUGUCUGCCUUGUGGCUAUUAUUUGUCUGGUCUUUUUUGAUUUCACUGACCAAACAGACAACUUCUCCCGACUACGGACUUCUGCCGAAAUUUGUGUGCUCACCCAUACCAGUUGAUUCAGAUCCUGGGUGCUCUGGAAGCAGACAUGCAUCACCAUCUGGGGCAGGCUCUUGGGGAGGACUAACAGAUGAUGCCAAAACAACCAUCUUGCACCUGCGGGAGACCAUCGUUCAGCAGAAAGAAACCAUCCUUGACCAGAGGGAGACAAUCCGCGAGCUCACGGCCAAGCUCACUCUUUGCGAAGGAUUUGGGGGAACUCAUGAGGGCCCAAGCCUAGGGGCACAUCCUCUGGAACCUGAAGAGGGUUUUCAUGGUCGGGCUGCACUACACCACCUGAACCAGCUUGGCCAUUCUUCUGGACACCAUUCUGAAGGGCACUCGGGAGCCCAUCAUCUCUCAGAACCUUACAUGUCUCAUGGGGUCCAUGUUCCAAAUAAGAACACCAUGGGAGACCCCCCUAAACACAAGGAAUCAGUCGAUCAAAUGGGAAGAAUGUUGCAGUCACUGAAAGAGAGACUCGAGAAUCUGCAGCACACAAAAAAUACAUCAACCACUUACUCCAACUCUUUAAGGGACCUUCUUCAAAGGAAGAUCAGCACCCUGGAGCACCAGAUUCAGCAGCGACUACAUUCUGAAAGGGAUGAUGGAGAAGGAGGGGAACAUGGCCAUGAGGAUGAAGAUGAGGAAGGAGAUGAACAUGAAGAGGAUGAAGAAGGCGAGGAAGGCAGGGAACAUCACAGUGAACAUCACCACGACAACAAUACAGCAGAUCACCAUGACAGCCAAGAUGCUCACAACAACCAUGAUACUCAUGCACCUAGAUAUGCUCCUCAUCGGAGUACCUCAAAAGGCCAUGAGGACCAUACACCUCAUGACUAUCACCGCACAUCAGCCAAUAUUCAUGGAAGCCACCAUCAUAACCUUGAUACAGUUAUGAACCAUCUGCACCACAGAAGUGCCGAAAAAGCUGCACUGACACACAAGAAGACAAAAGGUCCAGAUGAUUUUCAGAUUGGAUUCCCAAUGCGUACCAACUACAUGUAUGGUCGUGUGAAACGGACACUGCUCCAUGAACUAUUUGCCAUGACUCUUUGCUUGUGGCUGAAGUCCAGCUCAUCUCCUGGAGUGGGCACCCCAUUCUCCUAUUCAGUUCCGGGCCAGGCCAAUGAGCUUGUCCUCAUUGAAUGGGGCAACAAUCCCAUGGAGCUGCUGGUUAAUGACAAGGCUGUCACACUUCCGCUUUCUAUCAAUGAUGCCAAGUGGCACCAUAUUUGUGUGACGUGGUCUACACGUGAUGGUUUGUGGGAAUCAUACCAGGAUGGCACCAAACGUGGCACAGGAGAAAACCUAGCAGCUUGGCAUCCCAUCAAACCAGGAGGCAUUUUUAUCCUGGGGCAGGAACAGGACACUUUGGGUGGUCGUUUUGAUGCCACGCAAGCCUUUGUUGGGGAAAUGUCAGAUCUUAAUAUGUGGUCACAUGUCCUUACACCAAGUGAGAUCUACAGUCUGGCCACAUGUGGAAGCCAUGCAACUGGUGAUAUCAUCGCUUGGACAGAAUCAGUUAUUGAACUUCACGGGGGUGUGACAAAGUACCCCUUUGAUCCCUGCCAUUAA